AUGAACCCAAAUGCUCCUAGCUAUUCUGCCGCAAUCUCUGAUGUGAAUGUUAGAAUAAUGGAGGCCCAGGUGUCUACUUUUUGCGAAGCUGAAGUUGUCAACCAAACCCACAGAAGAGACACUAGAAAAACCAUCAAAUCAGUCAAGACUUUUGUGGAAACAGAUGUCGAGCCUACUGACAUCUUUUUGCAGAGAGCACUUCCUCUGAUGGCCAGAAAGUUGGCUGACAUGCAGAAUGCAGACAGUGAGUUUCGCAGAGAAGUUCUGCAGGAGUUUGGUGCUCUUCACCAGAAGAUUGAUGACUUGGUAUCUGGGAGAAUUCCUCUUUGGUCCCUUCAAGAAGAUGGAGGGGAAAGAGAUGGAGCUAGAUCAACAGAGGUCCAAGCAUUUCCAGUCCCGGCCAACAACUCUGGACCAAUUUCCCAGCUGCCAGACAUACCUGUUCAGUAUAUAAUGAGCAGAGGUGUGCAGACGGUGCCUGACUUGUGGAGAGAAUGA
Messenger RNA from Phycomyces blakesleeanus NRRL 1555(-), 498 nucleotides. RefSeq lists its product as hypothetical. Bases 1 to 498 code for a protein of 165 amino acids. The transcript is spliced from 3 exons. The record is from RefSeq and is a predicted model, not a curated record. NCBI's taxonomy places the organism in Eukaryota, Fungi, Mucoromycota, Mucoromycetes, Mucorales, Phycomycetaceae.